Ailuropoda melanoleuca (giant panda) is the source of this 5597-nucleotide messenger RNA. RefSeq names its product zinc finger protein 883. The record is from RefSeq and is a predicted model, not a curated record. Bases 2805 to 4922 code for a protein of 705 amino acids. Gene Ontology annotation, biological process: regulation of DNA-templated transcription. The transcript is spliced from 4 exons. NCBI's taxonomy places the organism in Eukaryota, Metazoa, Chordata, Mammalia, Carnivora, Ursidae.
GGGAACUGUGGGGCCCAUGGGCACUCGGUGGGGGCGGGGGUGUCGUCGGCUUGGCCGCAGCGGGACCUGACGUGCAGGUGCGACCCCCGGCCCCGGGGAGGGGGGAUCCUGGUGCCCCGGGCGAGGGGUGGCUUUGGGACCCGUGGGUCCGGGGCUGGGCUCGGGCUGUGCUCGCAGGGGUUGCUUCGUCGGGAGCAGGCGAGCUGUGGAAGGCCCGGCGUGUGCUUUGGGGAGCUUGGCGACGUGGCCGGUGGAGUGCAAGGAGACAGCGGGGGCGGGGGUGGGUCUGCAGACGGCCCGCGUCCACGUCCACGUUCCAGCUCCGUCCCUGAAGCGUCCUGGGCCGCGUCAGCAAGCUUUAGGACGUUCCCUUUGCUCCCCUGUGACGCGAGCGUCUUGGUGAAUAGUGGAGUGACCCCGGUUCCCGGAGAAAUCAUUGUGAAGGGCGUGGGCGCCUGGGUCAUACUGUGAGGCAGUUCUGUUUGCGGGGUUUCUUGGAGUGUCCUCAGCAGGCCAGGUGUCAGGUCCCCUCCUGCGCUGGGCAGCCUGCCGAGCUCUUGCGUGUACAGAAGUUUAUGCAAGACCUAGUUUCCAGGGACCGCUGGUUCUAGGAGAGAUGGUUCGGCCCCGGAUGACAGUCCUGUCUUCUUUGGAAGAAGGUAGCUGUUAGGAUGCACGAAGGGGAGGCGCCCCGUGAACAGAAAGGCUACCUGAAAGACAACCCCUGUGACCUGAGCCCUCCCACUAGCGCCUCAGAGCAGAGGCGGAAGAGUCCCAGAGAGGACAAGACCCCCAGCUUUGCAUGGCCGGGCAGUUAUUGAUGCUUCUGCCCAGAGUGAACGAGACUUGGGGGAUACCGCCUCCUCCAGAAGUUGUGAGAGACUGCGUGUUAUUGGAAGGUUGGACCUGCUUUCAGGAGACCUGAGCCAGGCUGAGACGGGUAGGCAAAGGCCCGGGAAGUGUUCUUAAUGGGAGGGGUCUGAGGCGGAGGGAUAACCUGCUGCAGCUGAGAGAAGCCAUCUGCCCGUGCUUGCGAAACACUCCCAUGGCUUUCUUCUCCCCUCAUUUGUUCCUGUGAUCUGAACUCUCUCCACGUACGUAGCUAGCGACGUGCCGAUGCUCCCUCUGUCUGGAAUGUGCUUCCUGAUGGCUCAGGAAGGGUUUGCCAGGGCAUCUCUGCCUUGCAAGAACCGUGGGGGGAAAUGGAUUUAGGGACGUAAGCGGUCUGUCAGGUUCACAUGUUUUGCAUACAUCAGGCAUCCAGACUUUUGGAUAGUGUUAUCUCUUUUGCCACAAUUAAGCCACAACAUGUUUGUUUCUGACAUCAUUUUUGAUAAAUGAGGUCAACUUAGAACAACCAUUUCUUAGAAGAACUUGCCUGAAACAUGCCUAUCCCAUUUUCCCGGGUGCUUUUCCUGGCUUACGUGUGCUCAAGGCAUUUAUAAUACAGGUGUUUCCUGCUGAAUGCCAGUAACCUGUCAGUGAAAAUCAAAAAUUCUGCAGUACCAUGCCAGGAGCCUGUUUUUCCAUUUUUCAUUGUGUAAAAUGGGAAAAUUAGACUGCAUCACAUUUCCUCUCUAAACCGUUUUGUUUUGUUUUUGGAAUGUAAAUAAAACACCACACGUGCCCCGCUGUAAUCAGCAGACUCCUGUAACGAAGUAACAGUGCUAAGACACAGUCUUCUGAAAGGCAGACAGUUGUUUUGUGUGGUUCUCAUAGUCUCUCGUCCAGCAGCCCCACUGAAGCCCGUCAAGUGCACAUUCUUUAUGCUCUUCAAAAGUCCUGUAUGUUCUAUUGGUGGUACUUGGUGUGUAAUGCAAGACUUUCUCCCCCAUGUGAUUUUGUUAAAAACAUCCUGGGUUUGGGGCUUUAAAGUAUCACUUUAGCAUUUUCUGGGUAACAGGCCAACCUCAUUUAAUGACUUUAAACAACAGUCAUUUUAUUGGAAGUCCUGUGGCUCAGCCCUUGGGGCUAGGUUUGCUUGAUCCAUCCCUGUGCUAGUGUUGCCUGGUUCACAGUAGAGGCCAUAAUCAUCUGCUGCCAUGACUGAGGUUGGUGGGUUGGAGAGUACUUCAUUUACUGUUUUGGUGGUUGGUGCUGGCUGUUGGCUAAGCCAUGUGUCUCAAUCAGGCUAGCCCCAGGCCUCUUCACAAGGUGUUAGUGGGAAAGUGCUCUUCAUCCUGUGUCCGGGUUGCAUGUGCUGAGCUCCUUUUGACGAAAGCAGGUCAGAUGGCAAAGCCCACGUCAGUGUUGGAGGAAGUGAAUAUAGAGAAGCAAGUCUUUGAGAACCAUUACUGGAACAGUGCACCACAAGAAAAUGUACCAUGUACCUUACAUAUAUCUUUUGUAAAGUCAUGGGCCAGCAAUGUUGUUUUGCAGGGUGUAUACUUUCUGUGAAGAUGCCGUAUUUAAACUGCAGGUGUCCUCAUGGAGACACAACUGUGAAGCCCUGAGUGUAUGUCUCUAUUAAUAGGAACAUAGUUAAACAAUCAUUAUUUAAGUAAGCAUUUUUAAAAUCUUAAAUUGAUUCUUACUUUAACUGUUGAUAAGUCAGUAGGAAAUAUGUGUUUUGAUUAACUAAAGGUAAACGGUAUGUGUAAAUUAAUGGGCUUGUGGGUACUCCUCCAAUAGGGUCUUUGCUGCCCUUUCUCAAGGUAAUAGAAUAUUCUUGUCCCACAGAAGGUGCUUUCUCUCUCUCUGUCUCUCUCUCUCUCUGUCUCUCUCAAUUGUCUUUUCUAGCUAAUGUGUAGAGAGCUUCAGAGGAGAGAACCCAGGAUCUGGGAGCAAGCCACAGCAGUCCUGUCAUGACCCUAGUCCAUUCGCCUUCUCUCCCAGCUAUCUUUCCAGAGUCCUCUGUGCGUUUCCAAGAGCAGCGGGAGAUGAAUACAUCUCUGGAGUUGGUGUCAUUUGAGGAUGUGGCUGUGAACUUCUCCUGGGAGGAGUGGCAGCACCUGGAUGACGCUCAGCGGGCCCUGUACAGGGUCGUGAUGCUGGAGACCUACAGUAGCCUGGUGUCAUUGGGGCACUGCAUUACGAAACCUGAGGUGAUUGUCAAGUUGGAGCAAGGAGCAGAGCCAUGCACUGUAGAGGAAGCCCCAACCCAGAGCUUCCCAGAUGUUCAGACUUCAGGUGACCUGAUUGAGACCUGCCAGGAGCAUCAGAGCAGACAUGUGUGGCAAGUUGGAUUUGCCAACAACAAAACAUCAACUAAGGAGAGAACUGACUUGGGAAAACCAUUUAAUUUGAGUGCAAUCCACAUUUCAAACCUGAUUAUAAAUAAUGGAAGCUGUUCAGGAAUGAAGCCAGAGGAGUUUAACGUGUGUCGGAACAUGUUUCUUUCUGGUGACCCUGAUGAGAUGCGUGCUGGAGAGAAGCCCGAGGACUGUAGCACAACUGGGAGACCCCUCGGGGAUGGCAAGCGUCACAGUUUUCAUAAGAAGGGUCCAGUUUUGCAGCCAGCUUUUGAAUUUGGUGGGCAAGGGAAAGGCUUCAGCGAGGAGGCAAACUUCUUUACACAUAGCAGUGCUCACGUGGGGGAGACUGCCUAUAACUAUGACAAAUAUUGGAGAGCCUGUGACAAGUCAGCUGUCAUUGCCCAAGAGAGCACUCACAUAGGGGAGGAUCACUGUAGAUGUAACGAAUGGGGGAACACCUUUUGUGCAAAACCAACACAAUCAAAUCUUCAUAGAGCUGAUUUUGAGGAGCAACACCGUAAGCAUAAUCAAAGUGGGGAUAAUUUCAGCAAGAAAUUACACCUCACAUUGCUUUCAAGAACUCCUUUAGGAGAGAAAACUUUUGAAUGUGAUGUAUGUGGAAAAACUUUCUACAAAAAGUCUAAUCUCAGUAAGCAUCAGAAAAUACACACAGGAGAGAAACCCUAUAAAUGUAGUGAGUGUGAGAAAACCUUCAUCAGUAAAACAGUUCUUACAAUACAUCGGAGAACUCAUACAGGGGAGAAACCCUAUGCAUGUGUCGAAUGUGAGAAAUCUUUCUGCCAUAAGUCACACCUAACUGUUCAUCAGAGAACCCACACAGGAGAAAAACCGUAUGAAUGUUACGAAUGCGGGAAAUCCUUCUCUGUGAAAACCAAACUCACUGUACAUCUGAGAACACACACGGGGGAGAAACCCUAUGAAUGUAAUGAGUGUAGGAAAUCCUUUUACCAGAACUCAGCCCUCACUGUACAUCAAAGGGUUCACAAUAGACAGACACAUCAUGAAUGCAAUGAUUGUGGUAAAACCUUUCAUAAGAAGUCAGUUCUCACUGCACAUCAGAGAACUCACACUGGAGAGAGACCUUAUGAAUGUAAAGAAUGUGGGAAAUCCUUUGGCCAUCGCCCAGCUCUUACCGUACAUCAGAGAACUCACACAAGAGACAAACCUUAUAAAUGUAAUGAAUGUGGGAAAUCAUUCUGUGUAAAGCCAAAGCUCACGGUGCACCUGAGACUCCACACAGGUGAGAAACCCUAUGAAUGUAAGGAAUGUGGGAAAACUUUCUACCAGAAAUCAAAACUCAUUGUACACCAGAGAAGUCACACAGGUGAGAAACCGUACAAAUGUAAUGAUUGUUGGAAAACCUUUUGUGAGAAGUCAGCUCUCAAUAGACAUCAGAGAACUCACACAGAAGAGAAGCCCUAUGAAUGUAAAGAAUGUAGGAAAACUUUCUACCAGAAGUCAGCCCUGACUGUACACCAGAGAACUCACACAGGAGAGAAACCCUAUGAAUGUAAUGAAUGUGGGAAAACCUUCUGUCAGAAAUCACACCUCAGCAAACAUCAGAGAACUCACACUGGGGAGAAGUCAUGUGUGGCAGAGACUGGCUAUAUAUAUACCAAGACUUUUGAAACUCACUUUCUCUUUGUGUUGGGCACACAGGUAGCCUGCAUUUCUCAGCCUCCCUUUACUGUGGGUGGAAGCAUGUAAUUGAGCUCUGGCCAAGGAAUCAUGAACACAAACUAUGAACAUUACUUUCAUGUCUGGCUACCAAAAAACUUGUAUUUGCUGAGUUUUCAUUCCCUGUGCUCCUGAAGUGUAGAUUGCCCACAGGUUUGUCUUUGGAGCCAUAGGGUUAAGCUGGCAACCAUGACUUAAGGCAUAAAAGAUUGAUUGGGGAGGGCGGAGAUCUUCCCAACUCUACCUCAGAAGUCUUCAUUUGUACUUACCUGAGUGAGAAACAUUCACUGUUCAACCCUUCUAUGUGUGACCUAUUUACAAUGCUGUGAGUCCAUUAUAGCCAGUUCACUUUAUUUGUGGUAGGCUUCUGUGAGAAGUUACCGGUCCUUGUGUAGGAGAUUCACAGAGGAAAGAAUCUGUGUUGUCACUUUUCAUCCCCAAGUCAGUGGAUAGAAAAAGCAAACCAUAGGAAGAAAUUCAGUAAAUGCAGGAAUGCCUUUAUUGGGCAGAGACAGCUCAUUGAACACUGAGAAUAAAGUAAAACCUUAUAAAUAUCUUUAAUGUGUCCAAAUUUUCAACAACAGAAUGUCCACCUAUAUCAGUGAAUGUCUCAUGAAGGGAAAACUAUCAAUGCAGGUAAUGUGGAAAAAAAUUCAGAUAGAAAUGAUGGAUACUGUAUUGAAUAAAAAAUUUUUAAAGACUAUA